AUGGCGAGAGGUUCAACAUUCCUCCCCGACCCACAUGCUCGCAUUCCUCCUUUGGCGCACUGGGCUGAACUGGGAGGGCAGGGUUUCUUUCGGUAUCGACUGCCGGGUCGUGCGUGUGUGUGUGUGUGUGUGUGUGUGUGUGUGUGUGUGAUUUUUCCGUUCACUCGCUCUUUGGACUUUGGAUGUGUGGAAGCCAACGGCUGGAGGCACGACCUCCCCGCCUCCUCUCUGCAGUACCAGUGCGGAUCGGUGGACUACCUGUGCUCUCCACGGCUGGCGAAGAAAGGUCCGACUCCCAGACAAUGUCACGACAGGCCCGCCAUCAAACCCCGGCCCCAGCCCUCCACCUCGCCCAGACCGCCAGCCGCACAGAAACCACAAGUGCCCCCUAAACCGUCGCACCUGCUCGCCCUCGGGCAAGACAAGAAACCCAAGAGGAUCCCGCCGCCGCCCUCGCGGCCCCUUCCCGCACCCCCUCCUCCGCCGAAACCGAAGCCCGGCGUCGCAGCGCAGCCGCAGAAAGAGGCCCAGAAGGUGGGGCUGCUCAUCGAGAGGUUCGAGAAUUCAAGGGUUCCCAUCCUGGGGGUGCUCCCGCGGUCCCAGCUGCACUUGUGUCUGAGAAUGGACACCGCGUCCGACAUCACUUCCUCCUGCGGCCAGGAACCCACGGCGAAGGUCGCAGGAGACCCCGCCGCCGUGGACACACUUGCACUUGGCGCCCCCGAACGGACUCACGCGGCGGGGGCGUCCGAACUCUCCCGGCCGGCCUCCGUGCACAUCGACGGCUCGGACGACGCCCCGCUGGACGACUGCGGCGUCGCGCACGGCGUCGGUUGCCUCGGCGACGUGGAAGGCUCCUCCUCCUCCUCCCGCGAGCUCCUGGACAAUCCGGACCCCUCGGAGCAGAACGGGAAGAUUCCCAACCGGGACAGCGGCAUCGACAGCCCGUCCUGCGCGGCGGAGGGGGAGGCGUUCCCCAACGAGGACGCCAUCGACGAGGAGGACCACUACGACAGCGUCACGGAGACGGAGAGCGUGUCCUGCUGCGUCGCCCUGGGCAACAAGCGAGACUCGACGCAGGACGAGGACAGCGACUUGGACGAGGGGAGCAGCGGGGAGAUACACUCUCUCACGGACACGCAGGCCGGGUAUCUGACGGACGCACACUCGGAGGCGCACAAAUGCUCAGAGACCCAGAAUCUCCUGAACAUCGCCAAAGAGCUUCUCCACACUGAAGAGGCCUACGUCAAGCGACUCAACCUCCUCGACCAGGUAUUUUGCACUAAGCUCACAGAGACUGGAAUCCCUCAGGACGUGAUCACAGGAAUCUUCUCCAACAUCUCCUCCAUCUACUGCUUCCACGACAAGUUCCUGCUGCCGGAGCUCAAGACGCGCAUCACUGGAGAAUGGGACUCCAACCCUCGCAUCGGAGACAUCCUCCAGAAACUGGCUCCGUUCAUGAAGAUGUACGGAGAAUAUGUGAAGAACUUUGACCGAGCCAUGGACCUGGUCAACACCUGGACGCAGCGGUCCUCGCAGUUCAAGAGCGUCGUCCAGAAUAUACAGAAACAGGACGUGUGUGGGAACCUGACGUUGCAGCACCACAUGCUGGAGCCGGUCCAACGGAUCCCUCGCUACGAGCUGCUGCUCAGAGACUACCUGAAGAAGCUGCCCGAGGACGCUCUGGACCGGAAAGACGCAGAGAAGGCACUGGAGCUCAUCUCGACUGCAGCUCACCAUUCCAAUGCAGCAAUCAGGAAAAUGGAGAAGAUGCACAAGCUGCUGGAGGUUUACGAGAGGCUCGGAGGAGAGGAGGACAUCGUUAACCCGGCCAACGAGCUCAUCAAAGAGGGUCAUAUCAAGAAGAUGUCAGCCAAAAACGGAACAGCACAAGACCGAUACCUCUACUUGUUCAACAAUAUGGUGCUUUACUGCGUGCCGAAACUCCGGCUGAUGGGGCAGAAGUUCAGCGUCAGAGAGCGGAUCGACAUCGCCGGAAUGGAGGUGCAGGAGAACGUGAAGCAGAACCUUCCUCACACGUUCGCCAUCAUCGGCAAGCAGCGAUCGCUGGAGCUGCAAGCGAGGACAGCUGAGGAGAAAGAAGAUUGGAUUCAGGUGAUCCUGGCCACCAUCGAAAGGCACAAGCAGAACAGCGAGACGUUCAAUAAAGCGUUCAACAGCUCCUUCUCCCGGGAAGAUGACCACCCCCUGAGUCACCGUAAGGGUCCCUGGUGCAACACAUCCAUCGACUCAGACGGGGAAAGACUGCAUGAGAGGAAGAGUUCCAGGAAAAAGGAGAAAGAGAAGCAAACGUGUAAAGGCUGCAACGAGAGCUUCAAUUUCACCAAGCGCAAACACCAUUGCAAGUCCUGUGGAGCGGCCAUCUGUGCAAAGUGUUCAAAGACCUUGGACAACAAAACGAGCCGCGUGUGCCCGGAGUGUUUCGAAGCCAGCGUCAGCCUGGAGACUCUCGGCGUCAGCGAACAGAAAAGGAAAGCUGUGCCUGAGAGACAGACGUCUCUAACGGGGGAGAACUGCCUGCUCUGUGGCCACCUUCAAGUGCAGGAGAAAGGGAAGAGCUGGUCCAAGAUGUGGGUGGCUGUCACCAAGGCUGAGCCACUGGUGCUGUACUUGCAGAGCAGUGGACAGGACUCCAAGGGCGCGAGGGCGCUGCCUCUCCCCGGGUUCGAAGUGGGCGCCGCCGUGACGCCGCCGCCGUCGUCGGGGGGCGAGAAGGCCGAGGUCAAACACGCCUUCCGCCUCAGCCACACCCAGCAGACUUUGCUCCUAAGUGCCCCAGACGCAGAGCUCCAGGCCAAGUGGGUGGACGUCCUCUCCAGGGCGGCCCGCGGGGAAACGCCGGCGGACGCGUCGACGAGUCUGACCGAACACAGGAAGAGCCAGUAGUGGCCAUGUUGGAGCCACAGGACUCGGCCUCCCCCCCCCCUUCCCCCCCCCCCUUA
Messenger RNA from Cyclopterus lumpus (lumpfish), 2963 nucleotides. RefSeq names its product faciogenital dysplasia (gene fgd). Gene Ontology annotation, biological process: cytoskeleton organization; filopodium assembly. NCBI's taxonomy places the organism in Eukaryota, Metazoa, Chordata, Actinopteri, Perciformes, Cyclopteridae. Gene Ontology annotation, molecular function: metal ion binding; guanyl-nucleotide exchange factor activity. The record is from RefSeq and is a predicted model, not a curated record. The transcript has 20 exons. Gene Ontology annotation, cellular component: cytoplasm. Bases 1 to 2907 code for a protein of 968 amino acids.